This is a messenger RNA of Mirounga angustirostris (Northern elephant seal), 3129 nucleotides long. RefSeq names its product desmoglein 1 (gene DSG1). The record is from RefSeq and is a predicted model, not a curated record. The transcript is spliced from 14 exons. Gene Ontology annotation, biological process: homophilic cell-cell adhesion. Gene Ontology annotation, cellular component: desmosome; plasma membrane. The annotation marks the transcript as partial. NCBI's taxonomy places the organism in Eukaryota, Metazoa, Chordata, Mammalia, Carnivora, Phocidae. Gene Ontology annotation, molecular function: calcium ion binding; gamma-catenin binding.
UUAUUAUUUUGUUUUUUAUAGGUGGUGGUGGAAGUUAACAGUGAAUUUCGAAUCCAGGUAAGAGAUUACAGCACCAAAAAUGGCACCAUCAAGUGGCAUUCAAUCAGGAGGCAAAAACGUGAAUGGAUCAAGUUCGCUGCAGCCUGUCGUGAAGGUGAAGACAAUUCAAAGAGGAACCCAAUCGCCAAAAUUCACUCAGAUUGUGCUGCAAACCAGCAAGUUACAUACCGCAUCUCUGGAGUAGGAAUUGAUCAGCCACCUUAUGGAAUCUUCAUCAUUAAUCAAAAAACUGGUGAAAUUAAUAUCACAUCCAUUGUUGAUCGAGAGGUCACCCCGUUUUUCAUUAUCUAUUGCAGGGCUCUGAAUUCACUGGGUCAAGAUUUAGAGAGGCCUCUUGAGCUCAGAGUCAGGGUUUUGGAUAUAAAUGACAACCCUCCGCUAUUUUCUAUGUCUACUUUUGUAGGACAAAUAGAAGAAAAUUCUAAUGCAAAUACACUGGUGAUGAGACUCAAUGCUACUGAUGCAGAUGAACCAAAUAAUUUGAACUCAAAAAUAGCCUUCAAGAUCAUAAGACAGGAACCUUCUGAUUCACCAAUGUUUAUUAUCAACAGAAACACUGGAGAAAUUCGAACAAUGAAUAACUUUCUAGACAGAGAGCAAUAUAGCCAGUAUUCCCUUGCUGUGAGAGGCUCAGACCGAGAUGGUGGAGCAGAUGGUAUGUCAGCAGAGUGUGAGUGCAACAUUAAAAUCCUCGAUGUUAAUGAUAACAUCCCAUACAUGGAACUGUCUUCCUAUUCCGUUAAUGUUCAAGAAAAUGCUCUAUACUCAGAUUUGCUCCAGAUUAGAGUAAUCGAUUUGGAUGAAGAGUACUCAGCUAACUGGAUGGCAGUAAUUUUCUUUAUCUCCGGAAAUGAGGGAGGUUGGUUUGACAUAGAAAUGAAUGAAAGGACAAAUAUGGGAAUUUUAAAGGUUAUUAAGCCCCUAGAUUAUGAAGAUAUGAAGAAUCUGCAACUUAGUCUUGGUGUCAGAAAUAAAGCUGAAUUUCACCAUUCAAUUAUGUCUCAAUAUAAACUCACAGCAACUGCAAUCACUGUGACGGUGUUAAAUGUAAUUGAAGGUUCGGUGUUCCGUCCAGGUUCAAAGACAUAUGUAGUAACUAGUAACAUGGGACAGAAUUAUAAAGUGGGAGACUUUAUAGCUAUUGACUUGGACACAGGUAAAGCUUCAACAACUGUUAGAUAUGUAAUGGGAAAUAAUCCAACUGACCUACUCAAUGUUGACUCAAAAACAGGCAUAAUUACUUUGAGAAAUAGAGUUACCAUGGAACAAUAUAACAUGCUUGGGGGAAAAUACCAAGGAACAAUUUUAUCUAUAGAUGAUACUCUUCAAAGAACUUGUACUGGAACAAUUAAUAUUGUUUUUCAAGAUUUUGACUGGGGUAAGGAGGGAAAUGUUACUGGUGGUGACACCAGUCCUGGAAGCAGUGAGACUACUAGUGGAAGUAUCACUGUAAAUACGAACGUAGAUACCGGUACUGACACAAGUGACAAAACGUCCACGGAUGAUGACCUGGGGACCCAGACAGGGACAACCGACAAUCCACUAUCAAGUUUAUCAGAUAAUGUCCAUUUUGGUCCUGCCGGCAUUGGACUGCUCAUCAUGGGAUUCUUGGUCCUAGGAUUGGUCCCAUUUCUGUUGCUGUGCUGUGAUUGUGAAGGCGCCCCGGGCGGGGGAGCUGGCUUUGAGCCUGUCCCCGAAUGUUCAGAUGGAGCAAUUCACUCAUGGGCAGUGGAAGGCCCACAGCUGCCUCCCGGAGAUGUGACCACUGUCUGUGUACCACCCAUACCUCCUGAUAAUGCAAAUCUAAUUGAAUGCAUUGACACCUCAGGGGUUUACACAAAUGAGUAUGGUGGCAGAGAAAUGCAAGAUCUGGGAGGGGGAGAAAGAGCAACAGGAUUUGAACUAACAGAAGGAGUUAAAACGUCAGGAGUACCUGAGAUAUGCCAAGAAUAUUCUGGAACAUUAAGAAGAAAUUCUAUGAGAGAAUGUAGAGAAGGAGGUCUGAAUAUGAACUUCAUGGAAAGCUACUUCUGUCAGAAAGCAUAUGCUUAUGCAGAUGAAGACGAAGGACGCCCGUCCAAUGACUGUUUGCUCAUAUAUGACAUUGAAGGUGUAGGUUCCCCUGCUGGCUCGGUGGGUUGUUGUAGCUUCAUUGGAGAAGACUUGGAUGACAGCUUUUUGGACACACUGGGGCCUAAAUUUAAGAAGUUGGCAGAUAUCAGCCUGGGAAAAGAAAUUGAAGCAUAUCCAGACCCUGAUCCCUCUUGGCCACCUGAGAGCACCGAACUGAUUUGCCCUCAGCAGGGAACAGAGCCCAUCACUGGUGGACACCCACCCAUCUCCCCACAUUUCGGCACCACCACAGUCAUUUCUGAGAGUUCCUACCCCUCAGGACCUGGUGUACAGCAGCCUAUGCCUAUUCCUGAUCCUCUGGGCUAUGGUAAUGUCACUGUGACCGAGUCUUACACCACCUCGGGCACUCUGAAGCCCUCUGUCCAUGUUCAUGAUAAUCGACACACAUCAAACGUAGUGGUGACCGAGAGGGUGGUCGGCCCAAUCUCUGGCACUGAUUUGCAUGGAAUGUUAGAGAUGCCUGACUUGAGAGAUGGGUCAAAUGUUAUAGUGACAGAAAGGGUAAUAGCACCAAGUUCAAGUCUACCCACCUCUUUGACCAUGCCUGAUCCUAGAGAGUCAUCAAAUGUGGUCGUGACAGAAAGAGUAAUCCGACCAGCUUCUGGCAUGAUGGGCAAUCUAAGUAUACACCCUGAGCUAUCAAAUGCCCAAAAUGUGAUUGUGACAGAGAGGGUUGUUUCUGGCUCUGGCAUAAACGGAAUUAGUGGCCCAGCUGGGAUGAGUGGAGGCAGUGCAGCUGGACUAAGUGGUGGUGGCAUUGGGCUGAGUAGCCUGGGAGGAGGUGGGGGCCUGAGUAGCAGCAUGGGGGGCACAGCCACCAUUGGCCACAUGAGGAGCUCCUCUGACCAUCACUUUAGCCAGACCCUCGGAUCUGCCUCCCCUAGUACAGCCCGAAGUCGAAUCACAAAGUACAGUACAGUACAAUAUACGAAGUAG